This is a messenger RNA of Alosa sapidissima (American shad), 1734 nucleotides long. Its product is annotated as clusterin-like. The record is from RefSeq and is a predicted model, not a curated record. Bases 100 to 1632 code for a protein of 510 amino acids. The transcript has 9 exons. NCBI's taxonomy places the organism in Eukaryota, Metazoa, Chordata, Actinopteri, Clupeiformes, Clupeidae.
CAAACUCGUCCACACACAAACACACACACACAUUCACACAAAUGGACUCCAUGCUGUUGAAUCUCCCACACGACACCUGAUCUCGAAGAGUUGCGGUAGAUGAGGACGAUGAGGAUGACUGUGAUGAAGACGAUGAGGAGUGUGUUGCUGCUCUCUCUGCUCUCUGUGGCCAAUGCUGACCAGCUCACGCCAGAACUGCAGCACCCCCACUUACUGACACGCCUCUCAGCAGCAGGACGAGAGUGUGUUAUUGGGGAGAUUAAGAGAGCUCUGCUGGGGGUCAAACAGUUGGGAGAGACGCUGGAGACACAACAACACACACACCUGCAGCUCAUGGAAACUCUCACACACUGCUACAACAAGAAGAGGGGUGCGGAACAGCUGGCUCAGGAGGCGAAGCAGAAGCUGCGAGAGGCGGAGCUCCGUUGCCAUGACACCCUGCGCUCCCAGUGGGCGGAGUGUCGCCCAUGUCUGGAGGAGAGCUGCCGCUCCUUCUACACCUCCACCUGUCGCCGUGACGACAACGCCUUCACACUGCAGGUGGGGGAGUUCUUCCGCAGGAUAGCAUCUCAUCUGGAUACAGAGGAAGAGCUGCACUAUCAGGACCCUGAAGAGAAUCAGAACCCUGAUGAUGUCCAGAACCCUGAGGAUGUCCAGAACCCUGAGCCUCAGACAGCAGAACCCCCAGGUGCGGACCCUGCUGACCCCGACGCCCCUGAGCUGACCAGCAGCUUGGCCGAGGGGGGAGGGGCCAUGGAGGCAGAGGCGGAGCUUCAGCAGCUGAGCGAAUCUCUGAACGAGGCUCGAGAGGAGGCGGGGACUCUCUACGCCCGCUGCCAGGAGACGGUUGCCGGGAUGCGCUCGGCGCUGGGUCCAGCCUUCCACGCGUCCUUCCGUGAGGAGCUGCGUCCACAGACCCUCCCUCCGACCGCGCUGGGCGAGGUCACACACACGCUGCUGGAGCUCGGACGCUCUGCCCUACAGGAAGUGGAGUCGGUGGUGCAGGAAGUCAACUCGGCCCUGCAGGAAGUAGAAUCAGCAGUACAGGAAGUAGGCUCCGCCCUGACGGGACUGUUCCAGGGGAUGACCAGCAACAACGGAAACGAGAAGAAGACAGGGGGGUCGCUAUGCCGACAGCUGCGCAGACAGCCGGCCAACUGCUGGAGGCUGCAGGAACGAUGCAUCAGCUGCAGACAUGCCCUCCGCACAGAGUGUCCUGGUGUGUCGCAGCAGUACGGGGAGCUGCAGGAGCUGGUCCUGCUGGUGAACGCGUCGCGGCGUCAGUGUUCCGAGGUGACGCAAGUGGUGCUGAGGCACGUGGAACACACCCUCCUCUGGGCCAAUCAGAUGACGGCAAAACACGCCUGGGUCACCCACAUCACCAACAGCACCAGCGCUCCCAAACACAUCUUCAGCAUCAGCAAGCUGGCUCUUGGGGGCGGUGACCUAUCGGACGGAUCAGUAUCGGAGGCGUGGCAGGUGGAGGCGUGUCUAUUGGACUCUCCACCAAUCCCCAUGUCUGUCCCCGCCCAGCUGGACCCCGUUGACCCCGCCUUCAUCAACUACGUCACACAAGAGGCCCUGGAGGUCUUUAAGAACUCAAUCCCUACAGAGAGGCCGGACCAUGAAUGAAGAGCACCUGCAAACACACACACGCACACACACACACACACACACUUGAGUGUCAGAACAUGGCUGCUACACACACACUCUCCUGACAGACAAGUCUAAGAA